Myotis myotis is the source of this 1523-nucleotide messenger RNA. Its product is annotated as aldehyde oxidase 4-like. The record is from RefSeq and is a predicted model, not a curated record. Lineage: Eukaryota; Metazoa; Chordata; Mammalia; Chiroptera; Vespertilionidae. The transcript has 14 exons. Gene Ontology annotation, molecular function: iron ion binding; oxidoreductase activity; 2 iron, 2 sulfur cluster binding. The coding region runs from base 240 to 1523 and encodes 427 amino acids.
GGAUACUGAGUUGGCUCACUCCUGGCAAAGGAGGAGACAGGGUGCUGCCAAGAGCCCUUUGAAGUGCUGGCAGACGGGGCGGGCAGACAGCCCUGGUUGGUGUUCCUGUCUGCUGACGUGUGGCUAUAAAUCACCUGCUGAAGCUUGGGCUUUUCCCAUACGGAUAGGCAUCCGGGUGUUGGCUCUCUGACCUGCUCUACUGGAGAAAACCUCCUCCUGGGGCCCUGCUUUCUGGCACAAUGCCUUCUCUCCCCAGUUCUGAUGAGCUGAUUUUCUUUGUGAAUGGAAGAAAGGUCGUAGAGAAGAGCGCCGAUCCUGAAAUGAACCUGCUGUUCUACCUGAGGAAAGUCCUCCACCUCACAGGCACCAAGUAUGGCUGUGGGAGUGGAGGCUGUGGCUCCUGCACUGUCAUGGUGUCAAGAUAUGACCCCAAGACCAAGAAGAUCCGUCAUUAUCCAGUUACCGCGUGCCUGGUGCCCAUCUGUUCUCUGUAUGGGGUUGCUGUCACCACGGUAGAAGGUAUAGGAAGCAUCAAAACCAGGAUUCACCCCGUGCAGGAAAGACUUGCCAAGUGUCAUGGCACACAGUGUGGCUUCUGCAGCCCAGGGAUGGCGAUGUCCAUCUACACGCUGCUGAGGAACCACCCAGAGCCGACCCCUGAGCAAAUAAUGGAAGCUCUUGGAGGUAAUUUGUGUCGCUGUACUGGAUACCGACCAAUUAUAGAAAGUGGAAAUACUUUCUGCGUGGCAUCACCUGUUUGUCAGAUGAAAGGAUCGGGAAAAUGUUGCAUGGAUCAAGAAGAAGGGUCUUUUGUGAGUCGGCAGGAAAAGAUAUGUACCAAACUGUAUAAUGAAGACGAAUUCCAGCCCUUGGAUCCAUCCCAGGAACCUAUAUUCCCUCCCGAACUGAUAAGGAUGGCGGAAGAUCCAAGCAAGAGAAGGCUGACUUUUCAAGGGGAAAGGACCACCUGGAUUACCCCUGUGGCCCUGAAUGACCUCCUGGAGCUGAAAGCCAAGUACCCCAAGGCCCCCCUUGUCAUGGGGAACACUGCAGUGGGACCCGGCAUUAAAUUCAAAGAUGAAUUCCAUCCAGUUUUCAUAUCUCCAUUUGGGCUUCCAGAACUGCAUUUUGUGGACAGCACAGACAAUGGGGUGACAAUCGGGGCGGGCUACAGCCUCGCCCAGCUGAAUGAUGCCUUAGCUUUUAUUGUUUCGGAGCAACCAAAGGAGAAGACUAAGACCUACCGUGCCCUCCGGAUGCACCUGAGGACGCUUGCCGGAGUCCAGAUCAGGAGUAUGGCGACUUUAGGAGGACAUGUGGUGAGCAGGCCGAAUUUUUCUGACCUAAAUCCAAUUUUAGCAGCAGGAAAUGCUACCAUCAAUCUGAUAUCUAAAGAAGGAGAACGGCAGAUUCCUUUAGACGGCCAUUUCCUUGAGAGAGCACCUGAAGCUGACCUUAAGUCAGAAGAGAUUGUGUUAUCUGUUUAUAUUCCCCACUCUACACAGACAUUUUUGCCUUCAUGA